AUGUCAAACUUAAAAAUUUUAGUUGGCUGCAAAAGAGUUAUAGAUUAUGCUGUAAAAGUUCGUGUAAAUUCUUCAAAAGCUGCAGUUGAAACAGCAAAUAUAAAACAUUCAUUAAACCCAUUCGAUGAGAUCGCUGUUGAAGAAGCUGUAAAAAUUCGUGAACGUUUAGGCGGAAAGGUUUCCGAAAUUAUUGCACUAACUUGCGGACCACCAAAAAGUCAAGAACAAUUGAGAACUGCCUUGGCUAUGGGUGCAGAUAAAGCUAUACACGUUAAAGUUGGUAAUGAUGAUACUAUAAAUACCAAAUUAGAACCUUUAAGUGUUGCAAAAUUAUUUAAAGCUAUUGUGGAAAAAGAAAAGCCAAAUUUAAUUAUUUUAGGCAAACAGGCUAUUGAUGAUGAUUCAAACCAAACUGGGCAGAUUAAAUUACCUGCAGUUAUUACUACUGAUUUACGUUUGAAUGAACCUCGGUUUGCCACACUUCCAAAUAUCAUGAAAGCAAAGAAAAAACAAUUAAUACAAUUUACACUGGAACAAUUAAAUGUAGAUAUUAGUCCACGCUUAGAAACAAUUUCUGUGGCCGAUCCACCUGUAAGACAAGGUGGUACAAAAGUUGGUUCUGUUGAUGAUUUGAUUUCAAAAUUAAAAGAAUCUGGAAUUUUAUAA
Molecule: messenger RNA, 666 nt
Organism: Entrophospora sp. SA101
Lineage: Eukaryota; Fungi; Glomeromycota; Glomeromycetes; Entrophosporales; Entrophosporaceae
Source: the annotation of a GenBank genome assembly